Molecule: messenger RNA, 1858 nt
Organism: Mytilus californianus (California mussel)
Lineage: Eukaryota; Metazoa; Mollusca; Bivalvia; Mytilida; Mytilidae
Product: tektin-1-like
Exons: 7
Coding region: 134-1342 (402 amino acids)
Biological process (GO): cilium movement involved in cell motility; cilium assembly
Cellular component (GO): nucleus; microtubule cytoskeleton
Source: RefSeq, a predicted model, not a curated record
AUUUUAUGUUAGCAACGUUUGUUGCUAAGUCCACCAUCACAUUUGUGUGCUGUGUUGUCAAGUGAGAAAAAUAUAUAGACAUUUUUAGCCAGAAACUGUUUAUUUAAUAUUUCAUCGCUGAAAAGAAGAAAGAAUGGCUAAAGUAGUGACAGGACCAACAAGGUUUACACACCCAGAAUGGACAACAUCAAAUUUGACUAAAUAUGCAAAUGCAGAGGUUGAGCGUGCUGCUGCAGAAAGAUUAGUUGAUGAAUCCAAACGUCUGGCUGAUGAGACUGAAAAAACUACAGAAAAAACACAAAGAGAUGUCAACAAAAAAUUGGAACAAAGACUGGAUGAUAUAAAAUAUUGGAAGAAAGAAUUAGAUGAUAAACUAAAUGGUUUAUCAAUUGAAAUUGACAAUCUUGAAGCAUUUAAAACCAGAGUGGAGAAGGCACUUGAAGCCACAGCUGAACCUCUACAUAUAGCUCCACAGUGUCUCGCUAACAGGGAAAAGAGAACUGAUAUAGAUUUAGUCCAUGAUGAUGUCCAGAAACAACUGAUUAAAGAAGUAGAAACUAUUGAAGGUGUCCAGGCUCUGUUAAAGAGAACAUUAGAACAGUCCAUUGAACAAAUUAGAUUAAACAAAAAAGCCAAAUAUCAACUGGAAAAAGACUUGAAAGAUAAGUUUGAAGCAGUAAAUAUUGAUGAAUAUUGUGCUGAACUAAGAAACAACUCUGCUGGUCUAGGAUUCAAACAGGGAGCUGCUAAAAUUGAGGCAAAUUCUGUGUGCCCUGAAGAUUGGCAAGACUACUCUGAUGCUAACAUCAACAAGGCAGAACGUGAACGCCAGAGUUCUGUUGACCUGAGAUCAUUGAUCGAUGGAAUCCUACAACAGACAGCUAAUGAUAUGCGAAAACAAUGUAGUGAGGUCAACUUUGCCUUCCAGAAACGUAUCAGUGAAACAAAAGAUUCCAAGAGCAAAAUGGAAGAUCAUCUUAAUAAGGUACUUGGUCAAAUCAAAGAAAUUGAAGAAAACAUUUCACGACUACAGAAAGCUAUUGGUGAUAAGGAACAACCAAUGAAAUUAGCUCAGACUCGUCUUGAUACAAGGACCAACAGACCAAAUGUUGAACUUUGCAGGGAUCCAGUUCAAUAUAAAUUGAUUGAAGAAGUUGGAAAAAUUGAAAAUUCCGUCCUUAAUCUUCAAGGAAGACUAGCCCAGACCGAAGAUUCACUAAAAGGACUUAUUCGUAAUGAACUCGCUUUAGAAGAAGACAUUGCUAUCAAAUCUAACACAUUAUUCAUUGAUGAUGUAGAAUGCAUGGGAAUGAGAAAAAGCAUAAAUAUCCAGAAUUUCUGAAGCAGUCAAAUUUUAAAAUAAACAAUGUAAAAUAGAACAUAUUUAUGAUAUGUGGAUGGCGAAGUUGCAAUCUAUAUACGCUUUAUAAAAAAACAAAUCUUUUAAGGACAUUUUGCAUUAAAAUGGAGAUUUAAAAGAUAAUAUACAUUUUGAACAGUAUUUAAGUUGCGUUUUGGUGAAAUUCUUUAUGAGUAGAACUUUUUUAAACAUUUACAUCUUUAUAGAGAUUUGAUAAGAACAUACUGCAGUAUGCUGGUCAUGGAUUUGUCUUUGAUAAAAAAUACUUCUUACUCAUUGUGAAAUUCUCAUUUAACAGAUAACCUCUGAAGCUUAGACACUUUCUGCACUGCCUAUUGAAAAAGAAAGAGGUCUGAAUAACUUUUCAAUUUUUUUUGGUUAUUUAAUGUACAAAGUUGUUGUCUUUUUUGUACCCUUUUGAACACAUUUAAGUUGUGACAGCAGCUUUUGUAAAUUGAAAUAAGUAUUAUAUAUGAACCAAUAAAAUAUAAAAAUGUA